Stegodyphus dumicola is the source of this 1264-nucleotide messenger RNA. Its product is annotated as 3-hydroxyisobutyrate dehydrogenase, mitochondrial. The record is from RefSeq and is a predicted model, not a curated record. Gene Ontology annotation, cellular component: mitochondrion. Lineage: Eukaryota; Metazoa; Arthropoda; Arachnida; Araneae; Eresidae. Gene Ontology annotation, molecular function: NAD binding; 3-hydroxyisobutyrate dehydrogenase activity; NADP binding. Gene Ontology annotation, biological process: L-valine catabolic process.
UUUUGGAGCUGAUACUUUGUGGCAGCACUGUAAAGCGCUAACCAUCCAUCAAGGAAGCAUGGCUGCGUUCGUCGGUAUAGUGUCUUUAGCUAGUAGAAAUGCUCGUCGCUCUGUUUUAUCUGGAAUCAGUAGGUUAAAAAAUUCAACGAGAAUAAUAGAUCGAUCAGUGUCUCAAGCUCCUGUCGGUUUUAUUGGCCUAGGAAACAUGGGUGCUUUUAUGGCUAGGAAUUUAUUACAAAAAGGUCAUUGUAUCAUAGUUUACGAUGUACAUCCAGAAGCCAUGACACAGCUUGUCGAUAGUGGAGCAUUGAUUGCACAGCAUCCAGCAGAUAUGGCUGAAAGGUGUGAUCGAGUAAUAACUAUGUUACCUUCAAGUCCACAUGUGCAAGAAGUGUAUGCUGGUGAAAAUGGUAUUUUUGAACGUGUUAAACCUGGUACUCUUUUAAUUGAUAGUAGUACAAUAGAUCCUGCUGUUACAAAAGAUUUAGCGCUCAUGGCUGAGAAAAGAAGUGCUGUUUACCUUGAUGCUCCAGUUUCUGGAGGUGUCAACGCCGCAAAAGAUGGGACAUUAACCUUCUUGGUUGGUGGUAAAAAAACAGAAUUUGAGGCUAUCAGAGAAUUAUUGUUGUGUAUGGGUCAAAAUGUUGUUCAUUGUGGCAAUGUUGGUACUGGACAAGCAGCAAAAAUUUGCAAUAAUAUGGCACUUGCUAUUUCAAUGAUAGGAACAGCCGAAGCUAUGAAUCUUGGCAUUCGGCUUGGAUUGGAACCAGAAAUGAUGAGCAAAAUAUUAAAUAUGAGUUCUGGAAGAUGCUGGGCUAGUGAAGUAUACAAUCCUGUUCCUGGUGUUAUGGAUAAUGUUCCAGCUUCUAAUGGAUAUCAAGGUGGAUUUGGCACUGCAUUAAUGGCAAAAGACUUGGGUUUAGCUCAAAUAGCUGCUACAAAGACUAAUUCACCUAUCCCUCUUGGUUCAUCAGCUCAUCAGAUAUAUAGAAUGAUGAUAAACAGUGGCUUCCCAACAAAAGAUUUUUCUUCUGUCUUUUUGUAUCUGCAAGAAGGCCAUAAAUAUAAUGGAAAAAAGUAAAGAUGAACCUGAGAUUUUAAAGAUACAUUCAGCCGAAAUUUUCUUUUAUCUUUGUUGGAGAUCAAUAUUGUACAUAGCUUUAUAGUGAUCUGAAUUUAUAUAUUUUGUAUAUACUUAAAAUUCAAUUUAUAUAAAACAAUGUAAUCAUAAGUUACUAUAAAAAUUUACAUUUUGUUUAUUUUA